GUGAGCUGUGUAUCUUGUAUGUGGAAAAAAGAAAAAAAAAAGGAAAAACUUCGCGCGCGUCUCCGUUUCAACAAAGUCUAUAGCGUAAAUGUUGUGCUGGAGAUGAAGCAUCUGGCGUCAAAAGCCAUUGGCGACGCGUGAGAGAAACAGCAGUGAGUCAAUAAAGAGAUCAUCAUUAAGAAGCGCGACGACGUUGACGAGGGUGGAGGCGGCAAUGGCCGAGUCUGUCGGCCCGAUUCUUCACGUAAUCGUCAUCGGGUUUCACCACAAGAAAGGAUGCCAAGUGGAGUAUUCAUUUCCUCCACUUGUGCCUGGUGCAUCAAACGAGUGUCCACUAGGGUGGAAGUACUUGCCAACACUCGCAUUACCAGAUGGAUCUCACAACUAUGAUGAAGACACAGUAUACUUCCACGUUCCUAGUCUCAAUGAUCCUAAUAAAACUAUUUAUGGGAUAUCGUGUUUUAAACAAAUUCCAGUAGAGAAAUUAAUAAAUCGCACAUCAGACAUAACAAGGGGAACAGUACAAAAGUCUGUAUGCGUUUUGAGUACAAUGCCUUUGUAUGGCCAUAUUCAAGUUAAAAUGGCCCUUAUAACUCAUGCUUACUUUGAUGAAGGAGAUUUCAGCAAAGUAUCACUGUUGGAAGAGACAUAUCAUCAUUUGAAUUCUUGUAUGAGCGGAGAUAGUCAUAUGCCACCACAAGUGUUUAUUGGUUUAUCCGCCAGAGAUUUCAUAUUGCGAUUCCGUCACAAAGCUCUGCUACUAUUCAAACUGUUACUUCUAGAAAAAAAAGUAGUUUUUUAUCAAUCACCUGUACAGCCUUUAUGCUCAGCCAUAUUGACAUUGUUAUCAUUCUUUCCUAGUAUGAUUGAAACUGGUUUAGAGCAAGCAGCUUGUAUCAGGCCAUCAAGACCCAUGUCUCCUAUUCCGAAUUUCGAGGAUAGUGAAUAUCUCAAUAACUUUGACUCAAAUUUAACCAACGCGAAUCCUGCUGUCGAAACAGUGCAACCAGAAAUAUUAAAUAACAGGAUAGCUGAUGAAUCGGAUGACAAUGCUUACUACAUAAAUGACAACAAAACGAUUGAAACUAUGGAAGGAAAAACUAUUGAAGUCGAUUUGACUGAAGCGAACAGUGAAAGUGCUGACGUUUUUCCAGAGGAGCCGAAAGUCACCAAAGUGCCGAAUUCGCUGAAUCUUAAUUCCAACGAGGCCGACAAUAAUAUGCCAAGAGACACGAGUAAUGAUACGUUGUCAGACGCCAAAGUUACCAGCAGUUUGACGCAGAUCGCAAAUAUUGAUCCGGACUUGUGCGGCAUGCCUUUGAGCCUUUUUACCAAAGGUUACUUGUGCUUACCAUAUUUAUCCUUACCAUAUUUAGAUUUGCUAGGUGACGAAAAUGUUAGAGGCUACGUUGUAGGAGCAACUAAUGUUUUAUUCAAACAGAAAAAACAACUGAUCGAUGUAUUAAUUGAGGCUGAAAGCGCACGAAUAGAAGCAAACGAUCCAGAACUACGUCGUCAACUGCACUUGACAACCGAAGACUUAAGAUUUGCCGAUUACGUAGUACGUCACGUAUCCGAACCAAAGAAAGAUAACUUUUUCGACGGUGUUGGUUGGGAAGGUGGUGACGAGUGGAUUCGUACUCAAUUCCGCGUUUAUUUGCUCUGCUUGCUUCGGACUUCAAUGCAACAGGAUGCAAGGCAGACUGAUCACUAUAACGCUGCUUUUAUGAGCGCGUGGCGAUCUACGAAUAAUUUUAAGAUGUGGACGAGUCUUUGUAAUACGGAAAUUAACUGCAUCGAACCGGGACAUCCGUUUGCUGGACAGCUCUCGGUGCAGGACAUGAAACUACGCUUGUCGCAUACAAUGCAAAAUACCGAAGGUGGACGGAAACUCAACCAAGCCAUGGCGUCGACAGGACGCGCUGUGGCUACAACGGGAAAAGCUGUAGGUGGUGCGUUAUCUCAAGCAAAAGGUGCAUUCUCGAACUGGUGGAGCACGCUGACGACGGUGCAACCAGGUUUAGAAACUAGUGAGACACCGAAUAAAAACGGCGAGCCACACGUCACCGACUCGAGUCCACGUGAGAAGUCAGUAGAUGGUUUUCAGAUGGGCGUCGAUGUUGCGAGUACACUCGAUAAGUGAAGAUCGCUUAAAUGACUCGUCUCUGUUUAUUUAGUAUUAUACUAUAGCGGGGGCUGUUCUCUAUUUUUCGUCUUUAUUAUUUUUAUUUAUUUGUUGGGAUAUUCGAGAAGUUUAAUCGGACAUAUUUCUACGUGGAGCUCUGAAUGUAUCCUACACGUAGGAGGAUAAAAAAAAACGCGGCGUUUUUUUUCAAACCGUUAGAAUUUCACUUGUUACGUAAAGUACUUUUGAUAGCCGCUUCUCGUUUUAUACUUUUUUUUAAUUAUCCGUUAUUUAUUUUGUACUUACUCGAAGAUCCCUCUGAGAUUUAAACCUUAAAGAGUUUUAACAUGGCAACGCAUGGAAAUAAUAAUUCAUCGAAGCCUUCGCUCGAUAAUCUUUUUGAAAGUACAGGCGACAUUAUUUCCCAGUGAACAAUUACUGCUUGCAAAGAAAAAGAAUGUAUUUUGUGUACCGCAUGUAUACAUAGCUAUAUGUACAUAACUGCAAAUUAACACCUCGUCCGGACAAUAUUCGAUCGCACGCAGUAAUUCAUUGCCUUUUUUUCAUAAAAGCGCACGUGAGUAAUCCGUAUCAUUUAUUGCUCUCUGAAAUGCUAAACUCGUAAGGAAAAUGACGAAGACAAAGGAAAUUAAACUCGUUUGUAUUCACAGAUAUAGAUUACAAUUUUAAUGUAACAUUUUAAAAAGACUUAAAUUUUAAUUAUUCGUUUCUGCUGUGAAAAUUUUAUUUUAAACUAACCAUUCCUCAUUUACGGUAUAGAUUUUUAUAUUAAAAAUACGAAUAUAAGUAUACAGUGCAAUUGAACUUAAAAAUGUUUUUUAAGGAAAUCAGCUAUCAUUUCUCACGUGCUUGUUGCGAGAUACAUCGUUCAUUACUUAAAAAAAACAAAGAUAUAGAAAUAUGUCGCAUGAUGUUUUUAAUUGCUGAAUAUUAUUGGCAACAAUUAUGUGAUAUUUGAAUUAUUCAUAAGUUAAUUUUCACUACGUAAAUAUUAAAUUGUGUUAAUUUAUAUUCAAUUGUAUUUAGUUGUUAAGCGAAAAAAAAUAUUUUGUACAUAAAUGAAAACAAAUUUAGAUUCAUUACAGAAAACUAUCGUGUAUACUAAUCAAUUGUCCAUGGGAAUCUCACAAUUAUACGUACACAGAUAAACUGAGUUACAUUGAAUAAAUAAUAAUAAAAAAAACACGUUAUGUAAUCAUUGAAACAGUACACAUUGACGUUAUCUCGUGAAGUUUUAUCGUAAUCUCUGUUGACACUCGGCGGAUUUUAACGGAUUUUUUAAGAAAAAAAUAACGGAAACAAUCGAACUUUGCUUAAAAAGAAUACGGAAUACGACUUUCCCUUUUUUUUACAAAGAGCGUCGUGAGCGUUUUUAAUCUGCACAAUUUAUAUGCUUAGCUGCGUCUGUUCUAUCGAGAGUUUUUAUCGGUGUACAGAUGUAAUAAUGCGAAUGGAGAAAAGAAAUUUUAUUCGAAAAAAACUUUGUAUUUAUAAGUGAACUUGAACGGGUAAGGCCGAGGACGCUGCGAGUUGAUAAUUAUGAAGUAGAGAGAUUAAUGUUUUUAGGAAGGGACGUUGUAAAAGCUGACGAGUUUUCGGAAAAAUUGUUU
Molecule: messenger RNA, 3756 nt
Organism: Phymastichus coffea
Lineage: Eukaryota; Metazoa; Arthropoda; Insecta; Hymenoptera; Eulophidae
Product: late secretory pathway protein AVL9 homolog
Exons: 9
Coding region: 215-2143 (642 amino acids)
Cellular component (GO): cytoplasm
Source: RefSeq, a predicted model, not a curated record